This is a messenger RNA of Spea bombifrons (plains spadefoot toad), 3718 nucleotides long. RefSeq lists its product as uncharacterized. Bases 140 to 3718 code for a protein of 1192 amino acids. Lineage: Eukaryota; Metazoa; Chordata; Amphibia; Anura; Pelobatidae. The record is from RefSeq and is a predicted model, not a curated record. The transcript has 4 exons.
GCUCGGAGGAGGUUGGUCUGGGGCACAUAUAACCAGAAGAGUCCAGAAGAGAUCGUACUCAUUGGGACUGUGUAGAGAGAGCGGCAGGUGCUUGCUGGACCAGAGCUAGUGGAUGGUAUUCAUGAACUAAGGUGUAGAGAUGGAUAGCGGUAAAUGGAUGGACGUGGAUGGUGCAUGGGUAUAUAGUGCUGCCCCGGUGAGGCACCCAGAAAAUCAUCUAAGGUACAACACUCUGCCUGGGAGAGACUACAGAAGAGCCACUGACGUCCCCAGAAGACCAGUGGAGGGAAGAGGUAUAUACGGAACAAUCCCUGGAAGGUUUGGUAGCAGAGGACCAUUUGCUGACCAAUCUCCUCAUAGUAUACAGUCUAUGUCUAGUCUCUCCCAGACCUCCAUUCUUCAGGAUUCCACAAACUGGGUCUCUUCUCUGCCACUUGGUGCUAGAGGUCCGAAAAUGGUGAAAAUGGAACAGAAAACUUUUGGAGGUAGAUAUGAUGCAUCAAAAAAUCAUGGAGAACUGGAAAAGAAAAGACGCAAAUUGCUCAGGGAAACUGAGGCAGACAUGAGAAUCCUACCAUCUUAUGAUAAGCAUAGACGAAAAGGAAAACCCAUGGAGGUAGACACCAUAUAUGAAGGUCCUCAUUACACAUUGCAUCAAAAGAAUAAAAAUGUACAAAAUGAUGACUGGGAACCUUUAACGAGACCACCUAAAGCACUGCAGAAUCAAUUGGAAACUCCUAAAAUGCACCUUAAUCAGACACAGAUACAAUCAACAAAACCAAAGGCAGCAGAUACAAAUUUACCAACACAGGAAAAAAGGAAGUGGUGGUUUAAGAGUCAAAAACAAUCCAAACCGGGGGAAAUAAAUGGAACUACUCUAGGUAACACCCAGGAGGCAUCAAAGAAGACAUAUGUAGAUUGCUCCACUUUGAAAGGUUAUGAAAUUCAAAGGCAAGGCUCAAAGGAGAACCUACCAAAAGUGAGAAAAAGAAAAGUGCCUCCACCAUAUAUACCACCACCAUCUUACAAUUCACCACACCUUAUCUUUCCUAUGGGUAAGGAUAUGCAUAGCGGCAUACGACAAAAGGCCACAGAUGAGAUUGUGUUGAUGACUGGGAGUGAAAUUGGCCAAUCAGGUAGACAUAAAGUGUCAAGGUACACAGAGGAGCCUGUUAAAAAAGCAAAAUCAACAUUGCCACAUAUUAAGAAGGAACAGGAGGAGAAAAGGCAUAGGUCUGAACAGAUUUAUCGUAACUAUAGUCUGGACCGAAGACUUCCAUGGGCCUAUAGUAUUUUGGGAAACCAGCGUCCUCUGUGGCACCUGAAUCAACCAUCCCGUCGCGAUGAUGACUUUCUUGACCAUAUAUAUGAGACUGUUGAAGGAGGAGGAUCACCACUCAGUGCUAAUGUGCCUAGUGUCAAGGAGGCUAAUCUGGGUUUUCAGACAGGUGAAAGGAUUUAUGGGACAUUGCCUAUUUCACACCAUAAGAAUUUGUCAAAAGAAUAUAUUCUGCCAAGAAGAGAAAACAAGGAUGUCACAAAAUCAUUCAAGAAAAGUAAAAUGAUUGCAAAUGGGAAUGAAAUAAAAGUGGAGCCAUUUGAUGUUCUCCGACCACCAAUCACAUCAGAUGGAAUAAAGCUUCCACAUGAGUUAGGUUUCAGCUAUACAAGUGGGAAAUUUCAGUACAUGGAUAAAGGACAGGAGUAUAGAAACACUGAAGAGCCUUAUAAGUAUGGAACAGGGAAUGAAAGGAGAAAGCCACUGAGAGUUGUUUCUAGUAAAGAAAGGAGAAGCCAAGAUCAAUCUGCUUUCAUCUCUGGUAAAGAAGAAUAUGGCUACUAUAGUCAGACACUGCCUUGGAAGAAGGAUAUGUAUGACCGUAUGAAAACUUCUAUCCAAGAUAUGACCACUACUGAUCAUUCCAGCAAACAAAAGGUUUCAAGUCAACCUGGCAAAGUUAGUACAUUACCAGGUAGGGGCCAUGAUCAGAGUCACCGGAAGCUUCGUGAUGGCGUGAGUCGAAGUGUGAAAUACAGUUUAUUGGACCCUUCUAAAAUGUCUAAUGGUGGAACAUUCAAGAGGGGCCAGAUGAAAGAAAUCAUUUUGGAGAAAAUACAAUUGCCAUCUAAAGAGAGCGAUGGAAUGUUUGUCAUUGAUGCAACCUGUGUGGUUGUUAAAGCAGAGUACAUUUUUCCUCCACGGGCUGAACAAGUUAAGUUUUUACCCAGCCCACAAACUCCCGAAGGGCUAAUAAAGAACGACAUCUUGUGCGGAAAGCCACACUUAAAUAAUAAAGUGAGUAAAUCCUUAAAGCCUGCAGAGAAUGUUAAGUCUCAGCACUCUGACAAAAAGGUUCCAAGCAUGAAGGAAAGAGCAAUACGCAUCUUAGGACUUUCAGCAGUGGAGCUGGAGACACUGAAUGAAGAAAAAGCUCCAUAUGAAACAACUAAAGAGACAUAUGUGGAAUCAGAGGUACAACAAAAGACACUCUGUAAGUGUACCAAAGCUAGUGGAUAUAAAUGUGACAAAUGUGCAGGUGUGCCGUGCAAUAUGAAUGUAGGGGUUAUGGAUUCUCUCACAGCUCCCAUGCUACCAGGUAAUGAUAACAGUGACCCAAAAGUUUAUCGGACGGCAGAGGACAACAGUUCACCUAAAUGUGAUCAUGAUUUAGGAACUGCCAAAGGCGUACUCACUUGUUCUGUGGAAACUGAUAGUGAGGGAAUUGACAUGAAAUGUUUCAACACUGAACUGGCAUCAGAAGUAAGUAAUCAAGAGACCCAUUCUGCAUCUGUACAAUGUCUACUUCCAAAUGGCUCCACACCUGAGAUGCAAGUGGAGGAACAUGUUGCAAAGAAGAAUUAUUCUGAUACGAUUACAUCUCCAUGUCAAGAUGACGGUUCUGGUUGUAUUAAUCAUUUAGUGUCUAUGGGUAGACAACUGCAGAAUGAUGCAAAACCCAGUUCUUUUGAUCUUGAAAAGAACCCAGAUGUCAUUGGCAGACCAGAACAGAAGACACAUGGACUGGCAGACAUCAUUAAUAAAGAAAAUAUUGCAAAUAAUACCACAAAGUCUUAUAUUUCCAGUGAAAACGUCAGUAAAAACAACGGGCAAAUGAGUAACAGCAACUGUCCAGAGCGCAAUUCAUUACAUCUUCCUGAUUUUUCCUAUAUAGAUAAAAAAAAUCAGGGAGUGUUGACACCACCUACAGAGCAGUUAUAUUCUGCAAAAUUGUUUGCAAAAAGACAAAAUUACUUCGCAAAGGAUCUCCGUGAGGCUGUCUCCCGCAUCAGACGUCACACUGCCCCAGACUCGGACACAGACGAUGACAUAGACAAGCAUUCUUAUGAUUCUUGUUCAGAAGGAUCUGGUGAUGUAGGAGAGAAUGAAGUUGCUUCUUGCAGCUCAGAUACAUCAGACUCUGAGGUCACUGUAAUCUUAUGUGAGGAUGAUAAAGAAGAUCUCUUAUCACAGAUUGAGACAACAGACUUCCCUCCAGAUGUAAUCAAAUCUAGACAUGUGUGUAAAGAAAAAGUAGCUAUAAAGAAAAUGGAGCAUGAGGAUCCCGAUAUGACAGCUUUAAAGACUGAUGAGUUGCUUGAUCAGUCUAAUAAUUCCGAAAUAUCCCCAACUCAACAGAACGCUGGUUUGGAUCUGAACAGUUGCAUUGAGGGGAUACUUCAGGAUCUGAACAGAGCAGAGAAAGAAUUCUUCCCAUAA